GUAGUAAUGACGCAGUUUCCUUCUGUAUUCUAAAUGGGUGCUGCUUACUUGUUAGCUAAAAAAAAUGAGUUUGUUUUUGCCGAAAUUAACUUGUAAAAAAGACAUAGAUGAAGUAAUAAAGGGAGUAGCGGAAAAGGUCUUAGUUCUGAGGUUUGGCAGAGAUGACGACUCUGUUUGUCUCCAGUUGGAUGAGAUUCUGUCAAAAACGGCCCAUGACCUGAGUAACAUGGCGUCAAUCUACAUAGUUGACGUGGAUAAAGCUCCAAUCUACACAAGAUACUUUGACAUCAGUUACAUCCCCUCCACUGUUUUCUUUUUCAAUGGACAGCACAUGAAAGUGGAUUAUGGCUCUCCAGAUCACACCAAGUUUGUUGGCAGCUUCAAGACCAAGCAGGAUUUCAUGGAUCUAAUUGAAGUCAUUUACAGAGGCGCCAUGCGGGGGAAGAUGAUUGUCCAGAGUCCUAUAGAUCCACAAAAUAUUCCUAAAUUUGAUCUCCUCUACCAUGGAAUCUAGGGCAGAUAUCUGCGGGAUGUGGUGUUCUAUGAGUGUAGACUUACUGUGCCAUCCCAAAGCUGUUUUAUGGACUUUCAAAUAGAUUUGACUUUUUAAGAAGUCAAAUAUUAUUCUUAAUGUUGAAGUUGAAGUGCCCCAUAUUUUGAAACUUUGUUUAUUUUUUUCUAACAGAUGGCAAAUAAACAACACAGUAGUCUACAUUUUUUGGCCUUUUGCUGCAUUUAGAGACUUUUUGAUCACAAUAGUUUCCCACUGUUCCUCUGGGUUAUUUGUGAUCGUAAACAAACAAAAGUGCGAGGUUCUAAACAUGGUUGUAAACAGUAUUGGUUUUAAACUGGUUUUGCAGAUGUUCAAUGCUGAAGGGAUUUUCUGUUGCACCUUAGGGAUACACAGAUUUUUUUCCUGUUCAGUAGAAGUGACUGUAAACAGAAGGUUUAUUUACAGGUAAACAUCACAGACACAGUGUUAAGUGUUAGCAUGCGUACUGAAGUACCAUGCUAACCUAAACUUCUGUUAACUCUGUUACAAUCAUAAUGGAGUUUUAAAGUUUUAACAAACUGAAAGUGAAUAUUUGUAAGAACAUAAAAAAAUAUUAUUUGCAUAAACACUUAUGUCGGUUUAUUUGCUGAUUGUUUAAAUUCUUAUUUUUCAGUACUGUUUCCUUUGGUUUGUUUUUAUCACAAAGUUUGAUGGAGAGUGUAUGGUUCUGAGAAAAAGCUCUGUUCACUUGUAUUUAUUAGCUUUUAAAAUGCAAUGUAACUGUGGUGUUUCCCAUGGAGAAAACUGCAUAUCAGCAGAAGGACAUGAUUUAUUUAUGCUUUGUGUAUGCUGUUUUAACAAUAAACUUUUAUUAUAAAACUG
Cheilinus undulatus (humphead wrasse) is the source of this 1375-nucleotide messenger RNA. RefSeq names its product thioredoxin-like 4B (gene txnl4b). The record is from RefSeq and is a predicted model, not a curated record. NCBI's taxonomy places the organism in Eukaryota, Metazoa, Chordata, Actinopteri, Labriformes, Labridae. The transcript has 3 exons. Gene Ontology annotation, biological process: mRNA splicing, via spliceosome. Bases 65 to 514 code for a protein of 149 amino acids. Gene Ontology annotation, cellular component: U5 snRNP; U4/U6 x U5 tri-snRNP complex; spliceosomal complex.